GUCCAACGAGACCGUUAACUUUUGUGCUUAGCCAGUUACCUACCGCCUGGGAUACAGAUCGGAUGUUUUUGGGGGGAGGGUGGGAGUACGACGGACAGUUGCAACGCUGCGCAAUCAAUGGUACGCAGACGUCUGAUCAGAAGAACGGUCUUGGCCAGGCCGAGCACAGAAAACGGCACAGCACCAGCCACCUCUUUCAGGGGUAGGCCGAGUCUAACUCUCCAUACCCCGGCCUUGGGACUGACAGCUGACAGUGGAGUGCGCCGUCACUACUCCCACUCAUCACAUCCCACCAUACCCCGCCCGCGGAACGCCUCCCCUUGGGCAGAGGUGUUUAAAGCAAAAUGCGGAUUGACGAUGGCUGCCCAAUGGGGGCCGGACAUGCGAGGCCGCAUCCCUCUCUCUCUGACACCGUCGGACCGUGUUCCUUGCAUCCUGUCCCUUCCUCUCGUCCCUCUCCCUCUCCCCCCACCCCCACCCGGGGGCUCUCGAUCUGACACUCCUGCUUUCUUGGUUCGGGACACAGACGCCUGCGAGGAGAAAUCUAGGAAGGCGCCAAUCCAAUAGAUCUGAAGCAUAACGACUAUGGCGACACCGCCGCGGCUCCAGGAGAGGUUCCCAGCCAGGUUUUGCCGUUCGCUGGGACCAGGCUGUUCGACGAUUUCC
Thermothelomyces thermophilus ATCC 42464 is the source of this 666-nucleotide messenger RNA. RefSeq lists its product as uncharacterized. The record is from RefSeq and is a predicted model, not a curated record. The coding region runs from base 358 to 567 and encodes 69 amino acids. Lineage: Eukaryota; Fungi; Ascomycota; Sordariomycetes; Sordariales; Chaetomiaceae. The transcript has a single exon.